GUGGGUAUAUAGGAACUCCUUGGUGUAGUUCUUUAAAACAAAAUGUCUCCUCUAGAAAUUGUUUUCUCAAUUCUUUUAGUUUCCGGGGUAGCUCAUUCACAAAAUAUUAGCUUUACCCUAGGCAAUCUUGGCGAAAUAACUGGAAAAACUGUUCAAACCAAAGUGUACCCUACAGCACCUUAUAGCGGACGAGAUUAUUACACGUUUAGGAAUAUUCCAUAUGCACAUCCAUUGAUAGACAAGGAUAGAUUUAAGCAAUCAAGGAUAAAGAAUGACACCAAGCUUAGUGGUGAGGGAGCCUAUGAUGCUACUAAAGAUGGACCUCUCUGUCUUCAAGGCCAGAUUACACCAGACUCAAUAGAUAAUCUAACCAAUACUGUACUUAAAGUCCUAAUCGCUGAAACUCUGUGCAAUAUGCCUGGUAGUAUUCCUUUAUGCUUUGAACCUGAUGACCCUUUCCUUGUCAGUAUUUUACAGAUUUUUGAACUUAUACUUGAAGUUGAAUCUGGAAUGAUGGCCCCGGAUAAAACAGUUGGCCAACUUCUUUACGACUGGUUAGACAUCAGUUUAGCUGUAUCUGAAGACUGUCUUCAACUCUCCGUCUCCACACCUUGGAAACCUGAUGGAACAGAAAAGAAAGAUCUCCCAAUAAUGUUCUUUAUCCAUGGUGGUGGAUUCUAUGCAGGAACACACAUCAAAAUGAGUUCCGAAAGAUUUGGAUCCUGGGAGGACGUAAUUGUUGUUGGAAUAAACUAUAGACUUGGCCCACUAGGUUUCCUUUGCCUAGAUACAGAUGAAGCUGCCGGUAACAUGGGGAUGCUUGAUAUGGUGGUUGCACUAGAAUGGGUGCAUCAGUACAUUGGUUAUUUUGGAGGAAACGCAUCAAGAAUUACAAUAUUUGGAGAGUCCGCAGGUAGCGCUGCUAUAAACCACCUUUUGCUUUCCAAAGAGACCAAUGGACUGUUUUCUCAGGGGAUAGGCCAGUCAGGUUCUGCCUUGGCAGCUUGGGCAUUUGAUGAAUUUCCUGAAAAACAUGCAAAAGAGAUUGCUAGUUUGGCAGGAUGUAAUCAAGAAAAUCUUGAUGAGUUGGUAAACUGUUUAAGGGGUUUGCCUGCAGAAGAUGUUUCUAUAGCCUUUGCAAUCUAUAAAUCGUUAGAACGAGAAAAUGCAGAUUUAGGCUUUGGAGGUUCCAUCCCCUGUUCACAAACCAAGGGGGCCAGAAAGUUCUACGAUGCAGCUUUUGAUGAAACCCCAGCUUCACUUAUGUUUGAUGGAAACUAUAAUCAUGUUCCUCUAAUGUUCGGAGCAAACAGCUAUGAAGGUUCCUACGUGUAUGCUGAAAUGUUUAAUUCCUACCUAGCUCCAAACAACCUGACCGAGGAUGAGCAUUUUCUUACUUAUGACUUUAUCCCUACAUUACUUGGAACAGUGGGGGUUGACAACUCCUAUGCUAUCGAAGAAAUGAUCAGAGAUGAGUACUUUGAAGAAUGGCAGCUUGGAAAUUUAACAAGCAUGAGGCCAGGGGUAAUAGAUCUAUUCAGCGUAUUCUUUCUCAAAGCUUCUUCAUAUAAAACAAUCCAAGAGAACUCAGAAUAUGCAGACUCUUUCUGGUAUUCAUUUGAUUAUAUUGCUGAUCAAAAAUCCGUGUUUCAUCUCCUUUUUCUGAAUAACAAGGCAGAAGUCACAGAACCAGGAGCAUGCCAUGCUGAGGAGCUUCUGUACAUGUUUGAUGUUGAGCUUCCUUUAGUGCUAUGUGAUCUAGCCCCCUUCAUGGCAGAUGUUAUACCAUGCAUAGGUCAACUAGAACAGUGUGUUGAAGAUGAUUCAGAUUUUAGGAAAAGAUGGCAUUACUGUGUUAAAGGAGAACUAACAGAAGAGGAGCUUGAAGUUUCGUCUACUAUUGUUCAAAUGUGGACAAACUUUGCAGUUAGGGGUUCUCCAGGGUUCAAUUUGGAGCCCUGGUCUUUAGCAUCACCCAAUUAUAUAAGUAUUGGACAGAAUGUAAGUCUAAAGAAGGACUAUACCAAGGAAUAUCAUGUUGCACAGAAUGAUUUCUUGAAUUCAAUUGCAACAACAGUGCCAACAACAACUACUACAACUACAACUACAACUACAACUACAACUACAACUACAUCAACUAGCUCUAGAUCUUUCAUAUCUGUAACAGUGUUUUUAAUUGUUACAGGCAAUUUUAUAUUUUCUUGAUUUGAAUUUAUUUUAAAAAUUAUUUAAAUCGUUUGGAAUGACAGCACAUAGUUCUUUGUGAUAAGUAUUAUUGUAUUAAUCAAAUUUCUUAUUUGUUAAAAUUUAUAGGAAAUAUUUUCUUAACCCAUGUGCUAAUAUUAUGAAAAAUUUAAAUACAUUAAACAGAAAAAUUUGGUUAUUGUGAAGAGCUAGACCAACUUUAUACAUAGCAAGUUGUACAGUAAUUGUGUCUAAAUGGAUAAUUUGAUGGAUAACACCCAUUUAAAUCAUUUUAUCAUUUGUCGCCUAUAGUGAACAAACAUUCAAACAUAACAAACAUUUUAAUAUUUGGACACUUCUAUUUUAUUAAUGUUAAAAAUUACAUAUUUUAAAAAUA
This is a messenger RNA of Eurytemora carolleeae, 2581 nucleotides long. Its product is annotated as fatty acyl-CoA hydrolase precursor, medium chain. The record is from RefSeq and is a predicted model, not a curated record. The coding region runs from base 43 to 2205 and encodes 720 amino acids. NCBI's taxonomy places the organism in Eukaryota, Metazoa, Arthropoda, Copepoda, Calanoida, Temoridae. The transcript is spliced from 5 exons.